GUCAUAUCCGCUUUGAUGAUCAUAAGCAAAGAGAGGAGAGAUAGAGAGAGAGAAAUAGACGUGGCGUUGAUCUAUUAUUUUAUUUAAAAAAAAAUAUAUAUAUAUAUAAAUUUUUUCUAUUUUUCACUCGCUAAGGAACAAAAACUAAAUAUGGGAUUGACUUUAUCUAGCAUAUUAACACGUUUAUUCGGAAAGAAACAAGUUAGGAUUUUAAUGGUUGGAUUGGAUGCUGCUGGUAAAACAACAAUCUUAUAUAAGCUCAAACUUGGAGAAAUUGUCACAACCAUACCAACAAUAGGUUUCAAUGUUGAAACUGUUGAAUAUAAGAACAUAUGUUUUACUGUAUGGGAUGUUGGAGGCCAAGAUAAAAUAAGACCAUUAUGGAGACACUAUUUUCAAAAUACACAGGGCCUUAUAUUUGUGGUAGAUAGUAAUGAUAGGGAAAGAAUUUCAGAAGCACAAGAUGAAUUACAAAAAAUGCUAAAUGAAGAUGAAUUGAGAGAUGCCGUACUCUUACUUUUUGCAAACAAACAGGACUUACCAAAUGCUAUGACAGCAGCAGAGCUCACUGAAAAAUUAGGAUUGAAUCAACUUCGGAAUAGACGGGUAUGAAUGUUUUUUAGUGGUAUUUUAAUUAU
Molecule: messenger RNA, 638 nt
Organism: Centruroides sculpturatus (bark scorpion)
Lineage: Eukaryota; Metazoa; Arthropoda; Arachnida; Scorpiones; Buthidae
Product: ADP-ribosylation factor 2
Exons: 5
Coding region: 151-612 (153 amino acids)
Biological process (GO): intracellular protein transport; vesicle-mediated transport
Cellular component (GO): cytoplasm; plasma membrane
Molecular function (GO): GTP binding; GTPase activity
Source: RefSeq, a predicted model, not a curated record